Sporisorium graminicola is the source of this 1953-nucleotide messenger RNA. RefSeq lists its product as uncharacterized. The record is from RefSeq and is a predicted model, not a curated record. NCBI's taxonomy places the organism in Eukaryota, Fungi, Basidiomycota, Ustilaginomycetes, Ustilaginales, Ustilaginaceae. The transcript has a single exon. The coding region runs from base 1 to 1953 and encodes 650 amino acids.
AUGACCGGCGCAACGGCAUCAGGGACCCAUAUCAAGCCACGCACACGACAAGAAGGCCCCGAGACUGUCCUGGUCAUUGGGGGUGGAGCCACGGGCCUUGUCACGCUCCGCAAUCUCGCCGAAGCGCGCGGCCACGAUUCUGAGGGCGCAUACCCAUUGUUCGAGCCACUCCUCGUCGAGCGUCGCGAUGACGUCGGCGGGGUGUGGUACUGGUCCGACGAGACGUAUGCCCUAGAACGCACCCUUGGUCCCGAAAAAGUACAAGGACUUACGUCUGUCUUCGACCCCAAGGGCACCCCGCACUGGCCGUCGCCUGCAUACCUCAAUCUACGCGGCAACGUUCUGCCCGAGUUUCUCGAGUUUAGCGGGAAGAAGUUCGACCCGCCCGCCAACGGCGAGACGUUCCCCUCGAUGGGUGAGACGCACAACUACCUCAAGUCGUUCGCCGCGCCGUAUCGCCGCUACAUCAAGUGUAGGGUCGAGGUGCUGCGUGUGCAGGAGCUGCCCGGUGAUCGCGGGUGGGAGGUGACACUGAAACACUGGUCCGACAGCGCCGUUCCUAGGACGGAGGCGGUGACGUUUACGCCCGUCGUGGAAACGAGGGUGUUUGACCGCGUCAUCGUUGCGGCAGGGUGGUACGAUACGCCGUAUUACCCCGACGUAGAGGGGAUACAGCUGGCCAAGGAGCAGGGCCACAUUCAUCACUGCAAGCACUACCGCGAUUCCACGCCGUACAUCGGCAAGAAGGUCGUCGUGGUGGGCAACAACAAUUCGGCCAACGAAGUGGCUGCCCAUCUGGCGCCGUUCAACUCAGUCUCCCACCCUGUGUACAGGUCGGCAAAGAGCGCGCCGAUUGAGAAGUGUCCUGCACUCCCAGAUGCGAGGAUCAAGGACGUCGGCUUGAUCACCAGGUAUCAACUCGUUCACACUGCUGCUGCUGAUGCGGGGCGAGAGAAAGGCACCAAGGUGGAUCUGACGCUUGCGGAUGGGAGCGUGAUUCGAGAUGUCGAUUAUGUGAUCCUCGGUACGGGAUAUGGUCAAAAGUACCCGUGGCUGCACGUCCUCACCGACGCAGCGCGCCAGAGCAGCUCGACGGAAGUGGAACCACUGACGCCAGACUCGCUCAAGGGAACACGUGUACCGUACAUGUACAACCAUGCCCUCUUCUCCAAGUCCCCGCGCCUCACACUCGGCUUCGUGGGACUGCUCAUCUCGUACACGCCCUUCUCGUACGCCGAUCUCAACAGCGCCUGGAUCGUCGCCGUCUGGUCCGGCCUCAUCACAUCCGUGCCCCUCUCCAUCGAGGCUCGCUUGCAGUUCGAGCAGGAUCGGCUUGCGUAUCUGUACGAGACACGGUCGAAAAAGGCUGCCGAAAAGGGCGAGAAGCUGGAUCCAGCGGAUCCGACGACGUAUGCGUACUACCAUGCGAUUGCGCGGUCCAGGGCGGAAGGUCCGCCGUCUGAAGCGCAUUUCGCUGCGGAAUUGCUCGAGGAGCUGGUGAAGGCGGAUCCGACGCAGCAGGGCAGGUGGCCGUGGAAGUGGGAUGAUGAUAGUGAGGAGAAGCGCGUGGGUAUGUAUAGGCGGAAGAAGGAGUGGUUGGAAGAGAAUGGGGAGAGGAUCAGGCAUGAUCCGUUCGACCUGCUGGGGAGCAAUAAUCAGAGGUAUGGGCAUUUGGUGGGCGAGUUGGUGGAUGCCGGGUGGAGGGCCAGGCGGCUGGGGACGACAGCGUCGAGGACACCAACCCGUCUUGGGGAAAAGCAAGCCCAACCGCAGACGAAUUUGGACGUGUGGCUCUCAUCCUUACCGCGGUCCGCACGAAAGGUUGCAUGGUACACGGUGAUGGCGGUGCUCAGCUUUAUGCUCUUCGUCUGCUUCGCAUGGUUCUUCGUCGCUUUUGCUGAGCUCACCAGGCUCCUCUUUGUUCUGCUUGGAGAUAUGUUCAGCUUUCCAUAG